Molecule: messenger RNA, 4547 nt
Organism: Panthera uncia (snow leopard)
Lineage: Eukaryota; Metazoa; Chordata; Mammalia; Carnivora; Felidae
Gene: POLK
Product: DNA polymerase kappa
Exons: 15
Coding region: 440-3028 (862 amino acids)
Biological process (GO): error-prone translesion synthesis
Cellular component (GO): nucleus
Molecular function (GO): DNA-directed DNA polymerase activity; damaged DNA binding
Source: RefSeq, a predicted model, not a curated record
UGUGACCCACCUCCUCGGCCACGAUUCUAUCUCUGCCUAGAGUGUUUAUGACGAACCUGCUGAGCUUGCAGGCCCGGACGUGAGAUAACUCUCCGCUGAGGAUGCCGGGCCUGCCUUCCAUGGCGGUUUCCUGGAAGCCGGGGAGUAUCGAGCCGCUUUCCUGGGUGGGGAUGUACGGGGCUCUUCUGCUUCAGCCACGGGCCAGGGGUUUGCCACCUUUCUAGUGAGAAAGAGGUUUCAUUCUGCCAACCCCACCCCCCCUGCAAAUUUUGACGGUCUUUCAUCUCGCUCUUGAGAAGUUAAACUUAGCGCUUGACGUUUCCCGCCUUUGAAAGGAAGAAUUUUCAGUCACUUCUAACGUGACCAAGUACUUCGCAUUAUUAGAUUUACAGAGUGUCCUUUUUGUGGAAAGUAAUAAAAAAACCUUUAAGUUUAUACCAUGCAUAGCACCAAGGAGAAGAAUGACAACUGCAAAGAUGACCUUCUGCUUAGGAUGGGACUUAAUGAUAAUAAAGCUGGAAUGGAAGGAUUAGAUAAAGAGAAGAUUAAUAAGAUUAUAAUGGAAGCCACAAGGGGGUCCAAAUUUUAUGGAAAUGAGCUCAAGAAAGAAAAACAAGUCAACCAACGAAUUGAAAAUAUGAUGCAACAAAAAGCUCAAAUUACCAGCCAACAGCUAAGGAAAGCACAAUUACAGGUUGACAGAUUUGCAAUGGAAUUAGAACAGAGCCGGGAUCUGAACAAUACUAUAGUGCACAUUGACAUGGAUGCUUUCUAUGCAGCUGUAGAAAUGAGGGACAAUCCAGAACUGAAGGAUAAACCCAUUGCUGUAGGAUCAAUGAUGAUGUUGUCUACCUCGAAUUACUACGCAAGGAGGUUUGGUGUUCGUGCAGCUAUGCCAGGAUUUAUUGCUAAAAGACUCUGCCCACAACUCACUAUAGUGCCCCCAAACUUUGACAAAUACCAAGCUGUGAGUAGAGAGGUUAAGGAAAUACUUGCUGAUUAUGAUCCCAAUUUUAUGGCCAUGAGUCUUGAUGAAGCCUACUUGAAUAUAACAAAGCACUUACAGGAAAGACAAAAUUGGCCUGAGGACAAAAGGAAGUAUUUCAUCAAAACAGGGAACUCUCUAGAAAAUGAUAAACCCGGAGAAGAAGUGAAUAAAGUGAGUGAGCAGGAGCGAUCCAUCCCUCCACUAUUUAAUGACAUUCCUCCUGAUUUGCACCCCCAAGGAAAUCCUUUCCAAGCAAACUCUGAAGAUCAAAAUAAUCCUCAAAUACUCCAAAAUGCGAUUGUUUUUGGAACAUCAGCCGAGGAAGCCGUAAAGGAAAUUCGUUUCAGAAUUGAGCAAAAAACAACAUUGACAGCCAGUGCAGGCAUUGCCCCAAAUACAAUGUUAGCAAAAGUAUGCAGUGAUAAGAAUAAACCAAAUGGACAAUACCAAAUUCUCCCCAAUAGAGAAGCUGUGAUGGAUUUCAUCAAGGACUUACCCAUUAGAAAGGUGUCUGGGAUAGGAAAAGUUACAGAGAAAAUGUUAAAGGCCCUUGGAAUUAUUACUUGUACAGAACUCUACCAACAGAGGGCAUUACUUUCUCUUCUUUUCUCUGAAACAUCUUGGCAUCAUUUCCUUCAUAUUUCCCUGGGUCUAGGUUCAACACUCCUGGCAAGGGAUGGAGAUAGGAAAAGCAUGAGCGUUGAGAGGACAUUCAGUGAAAUGAGUAAAGCAGAAGAACAGUAUAGCUUGUGCCAGGAACUUUGCAGUGAACUUGCUCAAGAUCUGCAGAAAGAAGGAUUAAAGGGUAGAACUGUUACCAUUAAACUGAAGAAUGUAAAUUUUGAAGUAAAAACUCGUGCAUGUACAGUUUCAUCUGUUGUUUCUACUGCAGAAGAAAUAUUUGCUAUUGCUAAAGACUUGCUAAGAACAGAAAUCGAUGCUGAUUUUCCACAUCCCUUGAGAUUAAGACUUAUGGGUGUACGGUUAUCUAGUUUUCCCAAUGAAGAAGACAAGAAACAGCAACAAAGGAGCAUUAUUGGCUUUUUACAGGCUGGAAACCAAGCUCUGUCAGCUACUGGGCGCAUGCUAGAGAAAACUGACAAAGAUCAGUUUCUAAAACCUCUAGAAAUGUCUCAGAAGAAGAGCUUCUUUGAUAAAAAGCGAUCAGAAAGGAAAUGGAGCCAACAAGACACAUUUAAGUGUGAAGCUGUGGAUACACAAAGUUUACAGACAUCAGAUUCAUUCCAAGUUUUAAAGAAGAUGAACGAGAAUUUAGAAACAUCAGAGAAUUCAAAUAAGUCUCAGAUAUUUACCUGUCCCAUUUGCUUUAGGGAGCAAGGAAGCAUCAGUCUGGAAGCCUUUAAUAAACAUGUAGAUGCCUGUCUUGAUGGACCUUCAAUUAAUGAAGACCGUAAAAUGUUCUCAUGCUCACAUGCUUCCUCUACAGAAGUUAACAGGGAAGAAAAUGUACAUCAUUCUUUUUCACUCCAUGAGAAGCAGGAUUAUGAAACCCAUCAGAAGCAUUCAGGAAUCAAUUCAGUAGAUUGUGCAGAGCUAGUAGAGACUAAAGGUAACCCACCUAAAGCAGAAAUUGUAGGUGCUUUAAGUGAUAAGCACAGCAAAGAGGAAUGUGCUGUUUUUCCAAGAAAAUCGUUUAAUACUGAGCAACAUUAUCAGAAUUCUUUCUCCCCUGUUUCACUGGAAGAUAUGGGGUCAAGUCAGCAAGAAUCCCCCCAGCCUUAUUUACCCGAAGUGAUAAUAACCCAAGCUCUAGUUUGUCCUAUUUGUAACCUGGAACAAAAGACUUCAGAUCUUAACCUGUUCAAUAUGCAUGUGGAUAUAUGCUUAAAUAAAGGCAUUAUCCAGGAACUGAGAAAGGAUAAUCUAGCUAAUCAACCCAGAGAAAGCACCAAAAGUACUGAUACCUCAGGCCAAGCACAAAAGACUGCAACAAAAACAAAAAGGCCAGGAAUGUACUCGUCGUCAAAGAAAGUAAAACCAAACAGUCCCAGACACACUCUUGAUACAUUUUUUAAAUGAAUAUUGAACAUUUUACCAUUGAACAUUUUAUUCUUACUUGAAACUUGUUACUUUAUAGUCAACAAAUCUCUUGUUCUUCAUUAAGUUUACAAAUUCAUUUAGUGAAAGACAAGUGCAAUAAUUCCUUCCCAAAUGACAUUUCCUUCAUAUGAAUUUGGAAUAUAGACUAGUUUACUUCUUUACACAUUUUGGAUAACCAAGAGAAUUUCACUUCUAUUAUACAUCAAUCAGAAAUCAGUCCUGUUACAGAUCAUUUUAAAAUGAGAAAUUAGGAAUGGAAUCAGAAAGUGAUUUUUUUCGUAAUUACAUUUUAUAAUAUAAAAAUAUAUUUAUAAGGGCUCUCAGAGGUUCUCACAAACCUAUGUUAGCAUAAUAAUAUUUCAGCACUUAACCACUUUGUUGGCAUUGGACUGCUAUAUUUGAUUUUGGUAACUUCUACAACUUCAUAUAUUCGUAGUUUACCUCCUGGGAUAUUCAUAUACCUUGUGAGCCUUCGUAAUUAAAAUUUAUUCUAAGUUCUAUGAAGAAUAUUAGCUGGGCAGAACAAGCAUGAAGGUUUCGUUAUCUUCAGGAAAAUAAUAUCACAGUAUUAUCUUCUGUGUUAAAAGAAUUCUUUAAAAUUUGAUUAUCCCUUUGAUUUCUUUAUUUAGAAUUCCUUUAUGAAUAAGCAUGUGGCUCACUUUAACAAUAUUUAGUGUAAGAUUCAAGGUGUUAAUUUCUGUAUAGGACUUUUAAGUGGUGGUAUUUCAUUUCUUAACAGUUAUGUUUAUACUUUACACAGAUCUAUAAAAAAGGAUAAAUUGUACGCUCACUUUAUUUUUAUUGUAACCCUUUAGAAAGAAGUAAUUCAAAAUAUUAAUGUGUAUUAAAGCAUCUCAUUCAUCUUAGUUAUGUUUCUAUCACAUUUUUGUUAAAAUUAAUGAAAGAAGAUAGCUUAAUAGUGAUCAUCGUAGUUACUGCAAAUACUUUUGUGCUAUUAAUAGAAUUUUUUUCAAAAAACAAUUAUUUAAUUGAAACAUGAAAUGGAAGCCAUUUUCUGUUACUCCUUUAAAGAACUGAAUCUUUUGCCUCUUAUAUUUUUGUUGUCUCUUUUCCUACUUUUCAUGUUAUAGCUCAUUAUCUGAAUUUAUAAAGAAAUAAUAUUUUAGGAAUAGGUUAAAUUAGAAUCUCAUACAGCUUUUGGCCAAAGUGGUAACUGACUUUAAAUUAUUGUAUUAUUAUAUUUAUUAUGCCAGUCUCAGGCCUAAUUAUUAUCCUAUGCUAUGGCAAGUUCAGAGUUCUUAUGUGAUUUAUAUAUCUCAAUUCUGUACAAAAUUAAGUUUAGUAAAGCACUGAUUUAAUGUCUUGAAAAGUUAAUAGUAUCAUAUUUUGUUUUUUCCAUCUUGCCUCAGAUUUAUUUUUACUGUAUUUUCAACUUUAAAUAUGAAAUUAUUUUCAGCUAUGUGAUUCAUGUAAUUGAAUGUUAUCAUUUAGUAAUAUUUAAUAAUAAUUUAAAAUAAAAUUGGAAGUGUUUCAUUGA